AUGAAACUAGUACAGGAAGUGAAGGCUGCUUCCAAAGAUAUUAAAUUACUAUGGCUCUCUGUUUUCUUAAGGUUGCUGUCGUUCGGUCUCUCCAACCAAGUUCUCACCCUAUUCCUAAGAGACAUACACUUGAAAGAGGAUAAAAUUGGUCUAUUCAUGUCAUUAACAUUGGUCGGGGACGUCCUCUGCUCUUACGUCCUAACGUGGUACGCUGACUCUUGGGGUAGAAGAAGGGUGCUAGUCUAUGGGUCCAUUAUGAUGCUUUUGAGUGGUCUAGUGUUUAGUUAUUCAGAAAAUUUCCAUAUACUAUUGUUAUUCGCUAUCAUGGGAGUCAUUUCUCCCUCAAGUGAUGAGGUCGGACCCUUUAGAUCCAUUGAAGAAUCCAUGAUUGCACAUUUAUCACCAAUGAAUAAGAGGCCUGAAAUAUUUGCCAUGCAUCAACUUGUUGGAGCAGUAGGAAGUGCAUUUGGUGCCCUACUCUGUGGGGCCUUUAUAGACCUUAUCAAAAGAUGGCAAUGGGCCACUACAGAUUUACAAGCAUAUAAAUUGGUUUUUCUAUUAUAUGCAUUCGUUGCAUUUGGCAAAGUCAUCGUCAUGCUUUCCUUAUCUGAAAAGACAGAAUUGGACGCUCAUUAUCAUGAUCAUAUACCAGAUGAAACACUGCCAGAAGCCAUUGUUAAUGAUGAAAUGGUUCCAUUAAUGGAACAAGCUAGUCAUCCGGAUCAAAGAUCGAAUAAAUUAUCAAGGGAAACAGUAUCUAUCUUGGUGAAACUAUUGGUUAUUUUUAUGACUGAUUCAUUGGGUGCAGGUUUCAUGACAAGUAGUUGGAUGGUUUAUUAUUAUAAAAAUACAUAUGCAAUGACUGCCUUCGCUCUAGGGGCACUUUUCUUUGCCGCUCAGUUCGUUAUGGCGUCAUCUAGUAUCCCAUCUUCCAUCAUUGCCAGAAAGUUUGGCCCCGUGAGAGCCACUUUAUUAGUACAAGUUCCCUCAGCAAUCUUCGAGAUUUUGAUCCCAUUUGUGGAGGGCCAUCUUUCUACAUCAAUCCUACUGUUAAAUCUUCAUUUCUUUACCGCUGCCAUGGAUGUCACACCAAGACAAAUCUUAUUGACGAAUAUAAUUAAACCCAAGGAUUUAACUAAAGUAAUGGGGAUUGUUAACAUUGGGAAGACAAUAUCACGUUGCGUUGGACCCAUUUUUACAGGUAUCUUGGCCAAGAGGAAUUAUUUAUGGGUAUGUUAUGUCAUUAGUGGUUGUCUUGUUAUCACUGCCGAUUCCAUCCUUGCGUGCUCUUUCUUAUCAUUGGAUAAGAAGAUCUUAAACCAAAUCAACAAUUAA
Molecule: messenger RNA, 1335 nt
Organism: Naumovozyma castellii
Lineage: Eukaryota; Fungi; Ascomycota; Saccharomycetes; Saccharomycetales; Saccharomycetaceae
Exons: 1
Coding region: 1-1335 (444 amino acids)
Source: RefSeq, a predicted model, not a curated record